Molecule: messenger RNA, 579 nt
Organism: Iphiclides podalirius (scarce swallowtail)
Lineage: Eukaryota; Metazoa; Arthropoda; Insecta; Lepidoptera; Papilionidae
Source: the annotation of a GenBank genome assembly
AUGUCCACGACGGAUACGUCUUUGGGUAUUAAGGAGUUAAGCCGCCUCAGCAAGAUCCUUAUCCGCCAGAAGACCACGAAGAUCGCCAACAAGUAUGUGGUGAUGGCGCCAGACGGCAGCGUGGUGCUGCACGCGAGAGAGGAGUCCGGGAUCCUAGACCGGAUGCUCGUCGGCACCAGCCGUGCCUUCGAGAUGACUCUCUUCGACAACGACAAUAAAGAGGUUAUAAAGCUGCGGCGGCCGUACACCAUGGGCCCAGAUAAAAUGGACGUGUCUCUGUGCGGUCGGCCGGUGAGCGUGGUUCGCAAGGAGGUCACCUUCCUCAAGCCCGUCAUCAACGUCAACGACGCGAACGACAGGCCAGCGUACCGGGUCAAGGGACCCGUUGUCACCACCAACGACUGCGAUUUCGAGAUAUACACAAGGGAGAAGGUUCGCGUGGGCGUCAUAGGGCGGAGGUGGGGCGGGGCGGGGGACUCGAAUGGUUACGAGCUCCAACUGCCAGCAGACCUGGACGUCAGCUACAAGGUUGCCCUGCUCGGCGCUAGCUUCCUCAUUGACUUCAUGUAUUAUGAAAAU